Molecule: messenger RNA, 819 nt
Organism: Neogale vison (American mink)
Lineage: Eukaryota; Metazoa; Chordata; Mammalia; Carnivora; Mustelidae
Gene: C3H5orf52
Product: chromosome 3 C5orf52 homolog
Exons: 3
Coding region: 141-668 (175 amino acids)
Source: RefSeq, a predicted model, not a curated record
CCUACCUUCCGUCACGCGUCUCUCGGGCAACGCGUUUUGCUCUGCGCGCCGCGUGGGCCCAGGGAUUCACUCCGCGUCCGCGCGCUCGCCCUCCGAGCUUGGCUCAGGCUCUGGCUCGCUUGGCCGAGUCGUUCUCUAGCAUGGUAGACUCGGCUGCCAAGCAGUCCAGGCCCUCGGUCACAUGGAACCUGAGCUCGCCAUCUGUUUCAUUGGCCUCCCAGGCGACCACCAGUUCCGGCACCACCCCGACCCUGGCCUCCCAGCACGUUAGAUUCAUCAGCCAACCCGAAAUCCACGUAGCGACCCAGCCGCAGAUCUGCUUCCUGCGGCCGCGGACCGCGCAGCAGCCGGUGCUCUUCAGCCUAAUGAAUUCUAGUGAAGCAGCGGUGAAAAAGUUUUUACCCAAGAGUAACUUAUCUCGGGUGAUUAUUCGUGACAACCUCAGUGCACAACGAAUCUAUGAGAUGGAGAUAAGAGCCUCAGACAAGACCAAGAGAAAGAUGAGCCAUUUGUAUGACCACCUGAAGAAAAAGUUCAUGACAGACCAGCUCAGGAAGCUGGGGCGCUGGAGACGGGAAUCCAUGAUCAUCCAGCAAUACCUGGAUAGCAUCCGCCUGUACAAGGUCCACUUCAAACUCCAGCGUAACAAGAAAAGCCAGCCACCCUAGUCAAGGCAGAAUGAUCUGCCCCCCAUGUUCAUGACGAUGAGAGGCUGUGGGCGGUGACGGCAGAAAUCACCCACCUACACCAUUGUAGAACUACAAUAAAAUGAGACCAGCGGACCGUGGAGCGCAAAUGCUCUCAGCAAGUGUAAUACUC